Messenger RNA from Wickerhamiella sorbophila, 2127 nucleotides. Its product is annotated as Phosphatidylinositol 4,5-bisphosphate-binding protein SLM2. Bases 1 to 2127 code for a protein of 708 amino acids. The transcript has a single exon. The record is from RefSeq and is a predicted model, not a curated record. NCBI's taxonomy places the organism in Eukaryota, Fungi, Ascomycota, Dipodascomycetes, Dipodascales, Trichomonascaceae.
AUGAACCAGACAGAAAGGAUCGACGCCGCGUCGGAUAUCUCGAGUCUAAGUGGCCAGUACACUCCUAAGAGGGUCGAUACGGAAAAAGUGACUGAGGAAGCCCGCAAAGCGGCAGCCGCUAUCUCUCCAAACCCCUGUAAUCCUCUGACUCUCCCUCAAGUGCUCAAUCCCACUAUUCUGUUGUCUCAGCGGACAAAUACAUGGGGCAAACUACUCAAGGUACUGAUCAGCUAUUUCCGUGAAACUGCUGGCGUCCUGGAUGAAACUGCUAAACUCCAGGACCGCGCCGCCCGCGCGAUCGAUAUCCCUUUCCUGGACGCAGCAAAUGCCAAGGCGCCCCCACCGGUGCCUAUGCCUGGCAACUUCCGCCGCGACUACCCUUCCAACUUCAAAGACUCUGAAGAUAAAAUGUUUUUGGACUACGGAAAUGAGUCAAUUGCAGAUCUUCCUAUCACUCUUCUCAACUUCCACCGGGAAACCGCCCGAUCGUCAUUGGGUGGGGCUCAACUGAUUCGAGCUGAACUAAUUCCUGCUUUGGAAACUCUCCGCAAAGAUCUGCUUCGUUACAGCGCUGAAUUCGCCAACAUGGCGCCCCGCUUCAAAAAUUCAGACGUGGUCCCCCGUGAGCAGCAAACCACUGCAGCCCUCCUGCAGAGUUAUGGUGCUUCUAUUGAUAGUUGCCUAAAUGGCGAAACUCCUCGUGUUGAUCCGUUCGUACUGAAGGUUCAAUUGGAGGAACAGUUGCAUCGUCAGGCUGCGGCAGAGAAUUCGCUGCUGGAUGCCUACCGCCAUGCCGAGUCAUUGGCCCAGGAUGUGGAAAUUUCAACCACGACGGUGUUACAGGACGUUUUGAAGGAGUUUGCAAACAUUGUAGGCGGCCUUGGUGAUAUUUAUGUUCAGAGUGCUGCCUCUAUCGUUGACGGGUUUGGCUCAAAACACCCCCUGUUCGAACUGAACUCUUUCUUUGCCCGUGAAAACAAGUAUUUCUUCAACGCCGAAGUUCCCGAGCGCCUGGCCACUGCCGCAUCAUAUCGCCACCAGCUUUCUAACCUGGCUCGGCCAGUUCGCCAAGGCGAACUUGAACGCCGCACCAAGUAUCUCAAAUCAUUCACUCGUAGUGAAUACACCCUGACCCCGCAGUCUCUGAUCGAGUUCCGCAACAACCAACCUGUUCUUACCAUCGACCUUGCCGGUGCCGGUGCCACAUUUGAUAAGGAUCACAAACACGCUUCAAGCGACCGCUUUGUUCUACAGGCCCGUCAGGCCGAUACGGGUAAGAUGCAGACAUGGGUUUUCCGGUCUGAUAACGCAGCUGAGUGGGCCGAAGACGUCCAGCGAAUCUUGGCUCAUAAGACUCCUAAGGAGCGUGCUACUGCCCUCUUUGGCAGUGCUGAAGCCACGCAGGAAGACUCCGUCAACGAAAGUUCAGUUAAGGGUGACACUGUUUCCGCAGUUGCAAUGUCCACAGCUGCUGUAAAGUCGGUCAAUGUUGAUAACAAGUCCGACAAAGACGUUAGUGAUGUGUCUGGUACCACCCCCAGAAGACCCAGUAAUUAUAAGCGUGAUGAGACCGGCGCAGUGGCAGCCCUCACCACUAGCACAGGUGCUGUCGCUGGAGGCGCUCAUAACGCUGCCAUGGAUGUUCCUACUACCACACCCCAGCCAGCUGCGUAUCGUAAGGAUUUGAAUGUACUCGAUGAUAAACCUCAAACACGGCCUUUGGUUGGUGCCGCUGCUGGUGAUCAUGGUGCCUCGGCUAUUCAUGAUUCAGACGACCAAACCUCUGUGUUUUCCUACGAUCUCACCCACAAGGCCACCACUUACGAAGGUGAAGAUUACAAGCCUCAGACAUUGUCCGUAGCGGCCGAGCGUCGACUUACGCAGACCUCUCACAAGCUUGAGGAGGGUGAUGGAAUUGGCGUAGCUCGUACCGCCGACGAGGCUGAUGUUCCCGAGGAAAUCGUCCUAAGACGACGCAAGUCUUCUGUUUCUGCUGGCUCUAGAAAGAACUCCCGGCGUGCCACAGCUUCAUACGGUGACGACGACCUCAAGCCGCUGAGCGCUCCCGAAAAGCAAGAACUCUUCUUCUCCGAAGAUCUCCCUGCCACUACUUCCGGUCACAAUUAG